AUGGCUUUGUUUUACAAUCAGCUCCUGUGGCCUAUCACCCGAGUCGCCAUUUCUGCAUCCAAGAAGGUUGGUUUUGAAUCCUCUGAUAAACCAGACUCGGUUCUUACCCUCUUCAAAAACCAUGGAUUCACCGACGCCCAAAUUUCCAGUAUCAUUGGAAGGUUCCCAUCAGUGCUCGUAUCCAGUCCUACAAAAAACCUUCUGCCUAAACUUGAGUUUUUCCAUUCCCAGGGUGUUUCCAGUCCUAACAUCGCCAAAAUCCUCUGUAAAGAGCCAAGCGUCUUGUCUAGUAGCUUAGAAAACCAAAUCAUCCCUGCUUUUAAUUUCUUGAAAAGUUUAGUUGGGACUGUGGAGAAUGUUGUUCUUGGUCUAAAACGUGAACCUCGUCUCAUCAGGUGUGGCAUACAGAUUGUGUCUCGAAAUAUUGCAAUCUUGAGAGAAAAUGGAGUGCCUGAUUCUGAAAUCGUGAUUUUACUAAUUAACUUUCCCAGCACCAUGAUGCCAAAAAAUGAUCGGUUCAAACAGAUACUUGAGGAGAUUAAGCAAAUGGGUUUCAACCUUUCAAAACACAUGUUUAUGCGUGCUCUGUUUGUUUUUACAUCAGUGAACAGAUCGACAUGGAAGCUGAAAUUGGAGGCUUAUAGAAGUUGGGGUUUUUCUGAGAAUGAGAUUCUCAUGGCAUUUAGGAGGUACCCUAAUUUUAUGGCACUGUCUGAGAAGAGGAUAAUGAGACAUAUAGAUUUCUUUCUUAACAAAAUGGGUUGGGAACGGGCAGUUAUCUUCACGUACCCGGACAUUCUUGGGCUUAGCUUGGAGAAGAGAAUUCUUCCAAGGUGUUCAGUUUUUCGAGUAUUGAUAUUGAAAGGUCUGAUGAAGAAAGAUCGUCAAAUGGGAUAUCUAUUGAAAGAAAGUGAGAAGCUUUUCUUGGAGAAGUUUGUGACAAAAUAUGAGAAAGAAGUUCCUCAACUCUUGGAUUUAUACAAAGGGAAUAUUAGUCUGCUAGAACUAGGAUAUGGAACUCAGGAAGUGUGGAAAGAACCUACUGGUAAAAUACCCAAAUUUUUGAAAUUUGACAAAUAG
Molecule: messenger RNA, 1080 nt
Organism: Telopea speciosissima
Lineage: Eukaryota; Viridiplantae; Streptophyta; Magnoliopsida; Proteales; Proteaceae
Product: transcription termination factor MTERF6, chloroplastic/mitochondrial-like
Exons: 2
Coding region: 1-1080 (359 amino acids)
Biological process (GO): chloroplast organization; regulation of DNA-templated transcription
Cellular component (GO): chloroplast
Molecular function (GO): double-stranded DNA binding
Source: RefSeq, a predicted model, not a curated record